Molecule: messenger RNA, 1620 nt
Organism: Penicillium paradoxum
Lineage: Eukaryota; Fungi; Ascomycota; Eurotiomycetes; Eurotiales; Aspergillaceae
Gene: agm1
Product: phosphoacetylglucosamine mutase PCM1
Exons: 6
Coding region: 1-1620 (539 amino acids)
Biological process (GO): carbohydrate metabolic process; UDP-N-acetylglucosamine biosynthetic process
Molecular function (GO): magnesium ion binding; phosphoacetylglucosamine mutase activity
Source: RefSeq, a predicted model, not a curated record
AUGGCGUCCCCGGCCGUCAAGAAAGCGAUCACCGAGGCCGCCUUGCAGUACACAAAGCCCGAGGGCAAGGUCUUUGAGUAUGGCACUGCAGGAUUCCGCAUGAAAGCCGACCUGCUCAACACCGUUGUAUUUGCAGUGGGCUUGCUUGCAAGCCUGAGAUCCAAGAAGCUCAGCGGACAAUGGAUUGGUGUUAUGGUUACCGCCAGUCACAACCCCGCGGAGGACAAUGGUGUCAAGUUGGUUGAUCCCAUGGGUGAGAUGCUGGAAGCCGAAUGGGAGGAGUAUGCGACAAGACUGGCAAAUGCUCCACUGGAUAAGAUCGCCGAUGUCUAUGAUGAUCUUGUCAAGGAGAUUGACGUGAAGAUGUCGAACCCCGCCCGUGUCGUCUUCGCUCGUGAUACCCGCGCUUCUGGCUCCCGCCUGGUGAGUGUCCUGAACGCUGCGCUUACCGCAACAGAGGUCGAAUUCAUCGACUUUAAAUAUAUGACCACUCCCCAGCUUCACUAUGUUGUUCGUUGCAAGAACACUCUUGGCACACAAUACGAGUAUGGCGAGCCCACCGAGCAGGGAUACUAUGAGAAGCUCGCCAACUCCUUCAAGAAGGUUAUGCGAGGAGUCAAGGUCCAGGGUUCUUUGACUGUCGACUGCGCCAACGGUGUCGGUGGACCUAAGUUGAGGGAACUGAUGAAGUUCCUCUCUGGAAUUGAUAUCAAGGUUGUUAACGACGAUGUGAUCAACCCUGACGCACUGAACUUCGAUUGUGGUGCCGAUUACGUUAAGACCAAGCAACGCGCCCCUCCUUCUUCUAAGGCUGCCGUGCUUGAUCGAUGCGCUUCCCUUGACGGUGAUGCCGAUCGCCUGGUUUACUACUUCCAGGAUGAGAGCAACGUGUUUCGUCUCCUCGAUGGUGACCGCAUUGCGACGCUUGCUGCCUCUUUCAUUGGAGAUCUUGCCCGUAGUGCCGGAAUCGCCUCGAAGCUCAAGAUUGGUGUUGUCCAGACCGCCUAUGCUAACGGCGCUAGCACCGAUUACAUUGAGAAGGUUCUCAAGCUUCCCAUUAUCUGCACUAACACUGGUGUGAAGCACCUUCACCACGCCGCAUUGCGGUUCGAUGUUGGUGUGUACUUCGAGGCCAACGGACACGGUACUGUCACCUUCUCCGAGAAUGCCCUGAAGGUCAUCAAGAACACCGAGCCCCAAUCACCCGCUCAGCAGCACGCCCUGGAGAGCCUCCAGGCUCUGACUGACCUGAUUAACCAGGCUGUCGGUGAUGCUUUGUCCGAUGCGCUUCUUGUGGAGGCCAUCCUCGCCCACAAGGGCUGGUCCCCCAAGGAGUGGCUUGGAACCUACACUGAUCUUCCCUCGCGCCUUGUGCGUGUUGAGGUCAACGACCGUUCCAUCUUCAAGGCAUAUGACGCCGAGCGUAAGCUCGAGUCUCCUGCCGGUCUGCAGACCGUUAUUGAGUCUCUGCAGUCCCGCUACAACAAGGGCCGCAGCUUCGCCCGUGCCAGUGGUACUGAGGAUGCCGUCCGAGUCUACGCCGAGGCGGCCAGCCGCUCCGAGGCCGAUGACCUCGCUACUCGCGUUGCCAACGCUGUUAGCGAGGCAGGCAGUGCCUAA